AGGAGGAGGAAUCAGAAGAGAGAGAGCUGAAUAAAGAGAGGGGAGAUGAAACAAGUACAGCAGCUUAGGCAGGAGGGCUGGUGAAUGUGGCAGAGAAAUGUCUCAGGCAUGGAAUGGCUCAGUCUCAUCAGAGCUGCCACCCGGAGGAAUUAUAGUGCCUGUGGUCUUCUCCUUGAUAUUUGCUCUGGGCACAGUGGGCAAUGGUCUAGUCUUGGUUGUGCUUCUCAGGAACGGGCAAACCAAAUACAACACUACCAAUCUAUUUAUUCUCAACCUGGGGGUGGCUGACCUGUGCUUCAUACUACUAUGUGUCCCCUUCCAGGCAACCAUUUACACUCUGGAUGGCUGGCUAUUUGGAGCUUUCCUCUGCAAAGCUGUGCACUUCUCUAUCUACCUGUCCAUGUAUGCCAGCAGUUUCACGUUGGCUGCAGUCUCAGUUGACAGAUAUCUUGCCAUCCGCUACCCACUUAAAUCAAGAGACCUCCGUACAUCUAGAAAUGCCUUGGCAGCUAUUGCGGUUAUAUGGGCUCUAUCUAUUCUGUUUGCUGGCCCUUACCUGAGUUACUAUCACAUCAUCCUUUACAAUCAAGUUCCCAUCUGUAUUCCCAAUUGGGAGGAUCGCAGGAGGAAAAUUAUGGAUGUCUCGACCUUUGUUUUUGGUUACCUUCUGCCCGUGCUUAUUCUGGGACUUUCCUACGCUAGGACCAUAUGCUUUCUGUGGACCUCAGUGGAUCCUGUAAAAACUGUGUCUGAAUCCCGAAAAGCUAAACAUAAAGUGACCAAAAUGAUAGUCAUAGUAGCUGUGCUCUUUUGCAUUUGUUGGCUUCCUCACCAUCUGGUGAUUCUCUGCUUCUGGUUUGGCCACUUUCCCUUCAACAGAGCCACAUAUGCUUUCCGCUUGGUGUCCCAUUGUAUGUCCUAUGCUAACUCUUGCCUCAAUCCCAUUGUUUACGCUCUCAUCUCCAAACACUUUCGGAAGAGAUUCAAGCAAGUCUUCACGUGCAUGCUUACCCAGAAGCGGGCACGCAACAAAGUUCAUGCAGUGCAGGCUGCAAACACAGUAGCUGGCUUUUAUGCUGGACACACAGAGGUCACCCAGGUUCAAGAGGAGACUGCUCGUGGAGGAAGAACAGCAACAGAGGAAGGUGCUGAGAAUGCCAGCCCAGAGGAAUUAUUAAAUCCAGGGAUGGUUGGUGGAAGUUGGGGGACACGUUUGCCCAAGCCUGUUGGUUUCACAACACAAACAACAUAAAAUAGCAUGCCAAAUUAAAUAAAAAAAGACACAAUGAUGGAAUUAAAACUGCACCACUGAAGGUAAAAGAAUGACUCGGUAAUUGGUUCACAUCCAUUUGUAAGAUCUGGUUACGUUAAACAGUUUAAACCUUCAUAUACCUCAGGCUACAUCAGAUACAUUGUAUCUUCUUUGGAUGGAGGAUUUGCUAUGCCUGCACAAAGACAGAACCUAACUGUGAUAAUAAUACCUUAGCAAUGGAUGGGAAGUUUUUUUAAGUGAAGGAAUAAAUACAUUUAAUCUUUUUCAGAUUUACAUACCCUAGUACUGUGUAACUGUUUAUGAGGGCAUGGUAUGAUUACUAUAUUAGUCCUGCAUUGUAUAAUGGCUAUAGGCAGUUUAAGUAUAAUCCUUAUAUAAAUUCUAACAGGAAGAGAACAAAACAAAAGAUGCUCUAUAGAUGCAGAAUCAUUCGUGAGCAAAGUCCAGUAAGAGCUUUGCAACAUUUGUGCUCCACUGAAUGAAAUAAGGAGCUUUGCUAAGUGUGCUUAAUGUGCCACACACUACAAACAACUUGCAAUUUAUUUCAUUAUAACAUAGCAUAAUAAGUGGCAUUUUAUUCAGGGCUUGACAAAGGGUUCUGGAUACUGGGUACUCUUGUAGCGCCCCCUGUAAUGAUGAUAAAAACAGAGAGCAGUACAUUUGCAUGUGCAGGAAAUCAGUAUUCAUAUUGGAUAUGUGCAGGUAAUGAAGGUUAUACAACUGAAAUUUUGAUCUUGACAUCUAAAGAUCUAAUGGUGUUUAUAGUGUGCAAAGUAGAGUUUGACUUCUGGGGAAUACGAGUUAUAGGCCCUACACACUGGCCGACAUCACUGCACGAUGUGAACGAUCUCGUUCAUUAAUGAACGAGAUAACGUCAUAUCGUGCAGUGUGGAGGCACCAGCGAUGAACAAUGCGCGGCCCCGCGCUCGUUCAUCGCUGGUGUCCCGUCGGCUGUGCAUGCAGGCCAAUAUGGACGAUCUCGUCCAUAUUUGCCUGCAGUUCUAUGGAGCCGUGUGACGGGGGGAGUGAAGUAACUUCACUCCCCCCGUCACUGCCCCCCCCCUCCGCCGCCGGGUCGGCCGUAUCCGCCGUCGGGCAGCUCGGCGGCGGAUCGGCCAAUGUGUAGGGCCCAUAAGACGCUAAAGAUAAUCACAUGCAGCUCUUCAGGCUACCCAGAUGGCACUGUAACACAAUAACGUACAUAAGGUACAUAUUUUAGCAGUAAGUUACAUGGUGAUGUCACCACAGCCAGUGGUGACGACAGGGGAUGGGGGGGCAGGUACUAUUUACAUGGACCCAGCCAGCUGUUGGGGCCCAAGUCCACCUCCUACUUACCUGGCAGCAGAACUUGCAGCUCUUCUCCUCAGUCCAGCACACACUGUGUGGCCAGGGAAGCACUAAAAGUUCUAUUUUUUCUGUAUUUGUUUCUAAGUGUGCAGGGCCAUGCCUCCGAUGAUUAGGCCACAUCCCCUGAAAAGUACCUGGGCCCGGCCAGGCUCUCUACUGCUCUGGCCACAGCUAUAUUGUAGUCCCAUUAAGAACUUAUCGCAACACCACCUCUGGAUGACUGUAUAACUAACAAGCUUCUUUAAUAAAGCAGUGCACCCACAGCUGGCAUGAAAUGAAUAAUGGGCCUAAUUCAGACCUGAUUGCUAGCUAGCAGUUUUUUGCAGCGCUGCGAUCAGAUAGUCGCCGCCUACAGGGGAGUGUAUUUUAGCUGUGCAAGUGUGCGAACGCAUGUGUAGCCGAGCGAUACAAAAAGAUCUUUUGCAGUUUCUUCGUAGCCCAGGACUUACUCAGCCGCUGCGAUCACUUCAGCCUGUCCGGGACCAGAAAUGACGUCAGACACCCGCCCUGCAAAAGGCUUGGAUACGCCUGCGUUUUUCCAAACACUCCCAGAAAACAGUCAGCUGACACCCACAAACGCCUUCUUCCUUUCAAUCUCCUUGUAAUCGGCUGUGCGAAUGGAUUCUUCAUACAAUCCAUCGUCCAGCAACAAUCCACUUUGUACCCGUACAAUCUGCCUGCGCAUUGCUGUGCAUACACAUACGCAGUUCUGACCCGAUCGCAGCGCAGCGAAAAAAUUCUAGCGUACGAUCAGGUCUGACUGACCCCCUAUGUCUUCAUUUUAGUCCCCAGCUGCCAAUUGCAUGUCACCCCUGAAGUCCUGGAGCCCUGGACUGCAGCCUAAUAUGCCUAAUGAUUCAUCAGGCACCGAUUUCACAAGUGAGACAAUGAUGAAUUAAUGUGUUUUAUUUAUUCCCAAAAUAAAAGCAUAUUGUAAAUAAGAUAUAUUUUUUAGCACAUAUAGUAGACACUAUUAAAUUAAAUUAAAUGCUAUCUUUGUUUUAUGAUUGCGCUGUAUAAAAUCUGUUCAGAUCUAUUUUGUCAACCGAGAUGCUGCCUAUGAUAACUCUUAUUUAUUGGUUUUUGCUUAUUAUUGCUUAUUUAUUGAUUUUUGUCAUUGACUUAAUUAUUAAUCACCCAUAAAAUAACAAUCAAAUCUCAGAAACAAUAAUGAGAUUCCCCACUGUUUACAUGAUUAUGGGUUUUAAUCUGAGGUCUUUAAUUGCUGACCUCUACUUAUGUCCUACUUCUCCAACUACUCCAUACCAUGUAAUCUGUACAUCCUACUUUUCUUAUUUUGAGAUCGUACUGCUGAUGCAGAAUAAACUUAAGUUAAAUAACUGUGUCUGUU
Messenger RNA from Pseudophryne corroboree (corroboree frog), 3971 nucleotides. It is a transcript of the gene GALR3, whose product is annotated as galanin receptor 3. Gene Ontology annotation, biological process: G protein-coupled receptor signaling pathway. Gene Ontology annotation, cellular component: plasma membrane. The record is from RefSeq and is a predicted model, not a curated record. Lineage: Eukaryota; Metazoa; Chordata; Amphibia; Anura; Myobatrachidae. The transcript has 3 exons. The coding region runs from base 98 to 1252 and encodes 384 amino acids. Gene Ontology annotation, molecular function: G protein-coupled receptor activity.